AUGAAAUUUGUGGCUUCUUCAUCAAAUACUAAAUCCACAUCCAACAAAUCUGGUAUUGGAUAUGUUCUCACAUUUGAGGAGAAAUUUGAUGAAGUUUACACAAGUGAAACUGAGCCUUCACCAAGAACCGAACCUACUUCAAAUAGGUCAAGUUUGGGGGAUCAAGCUCAAAAUGAUGACGAUACUGCACAAAAUCAUGAAAAUGAAAAUUCUGGACAAGAUGAACCAGAAACAGCAGGUGUAGAAAAUUUAAGAGACAAUUCCAUUUUGUCUCAUGAAUCUGAAGGAGAUCCUGAAACUAGCAGUACCCAGAAUCCCUCGGAAGUCCUUGGUGACCCUUCUUGGGUGAAGGCAAUGGAAGAUGAGCUUCAAGAGUUUGAGAUGAACCAAGUUUGGACAUUAGUUCCAAGGCCGAAUGGAAAGAAAGUGACCGGCACCAAGUGGAUAUUUUGGAACGAGCUAGGAGAGGAUGGUAGUAUUGCAAGAAACAAAGCAAGCAGAAAAAAGGGACCCACUCGUUCUGAAAGAGUGGUUCUUGAUGAAGAUGAUGAUGACUAUGAACCAGAAGACAUUUCUCCUCCUUCUACCACGGGUACUUCAGCCUCCACUGGACAAAAAUUUGCUUUAUAUGAGGUCGUUAAGGAUCUGGUGCAGGAGUUUGUCUCACAAUCAAAUCACAUGAUUGCCAUGAGCAAGGAACAAAGGAGGCUAGCGAGCAAACAUGAGAAUUUCUUCCGGAAAUCAAGAGAUAGAGUGGCUGUGUUCAUGACGUUCAUUGACAACCUUCAAAAGGAUGAAGACCCUGCCACUGAUGCUGAUGAGGAAAUUGAUUCAGAGGGAAAUACUUCUGAUGCUUAG
Messenger RNA from Arachis ipaensis, 858 nucleotides. NCBI's taxonomy places the organism in Eukaryota, Viridiplantae, Streptophyta, Magnoliopsida, Fabales, Fabaceae. The record is from RefSeq and is a predicted model, not a curated record.